CUCCAGCAUAAACAGUUAGUAGUUUCACAUGAAACUACGAAGAGUUGACUUCCAUUCUCUGAAACAUAAUUACAAACUAAAAAAAAAACAAAAACAAAAACUUGCUGUUGAUUUCAACAAAGAAUUGUUACAGAUAAAAUAGAAAAGUAUUAUUUUAUCGUCAAUGAAAUGAAAUCAAACAAAAUUAUCUUCAUUUGGUACACAAUGGCUACUCUGGUUUGUUUUUUAAUAUGCAUGAUAACGACAUCAAAUGGGGAUUCCCUGGAACAGACAAUCGAACAACAACUAACCUUGGAACAGCUUCAACAUCAAUAUCCCGAAAAUGUGACCUCAGUUCAGGAUGUUGUGCAGCCUUUAAAGCGUAAACGAAGAUACUUGGAAUUCCCCGAAGGUUCAUCAUUUCAAUUAGUUUAUGACUUGAUUGUAGGCGUGGUCGACUUCACCAACUACUUAAUUUUGGGUGUAACUGUGGCCUUAGCAUGGGAACUGCCAUCUAAGCCACCUAGUGAAAUUUUCGAAGACUUAACUGAACGUUUAAGAGACGGUACCCUGGGGACUUCGCGCAAUGACACCGUAGAAAAUAUUAAUUAUAUAGACCGCAAAACCAAGACGACUACAAUGAAAACUCCUAUCAGCAAAUCCCAAUAUAAUUUACAACCAAUGUUUAGGCCUCCAAUGCACUAUCGAUACUAUACUCAGCGGACGCCGGAUAGUUUUUACAAAUAUCCAUUCCAAACAGAAUCGCAGAGUCUGAAGUCUUACAAACCAAAUCGAUACAACACUUGGUCUAGAAAGAGUAAUAUUCUUAAGUACUACACUCCAAAGCCAGUGCAUCCGUUUACAAAAUGGACAAAAAUCAAAAUUCAGCCCAAAUAUAGUGCGAAGGGUGUAAGAUAUCCAUGGUGGAAUUUGCCUCAACGACUAAAAAACUCUCUUAUUACACGCCCCAGUGUUAGAAGAUUUGAUCAAAAUAUAAAUUAUAGCCGAGCUCAAUUCAACUAUAAAAAACCAAUUGGAACAUACAAAACGUUUCCUAGUACCGGACGAUCUGAGCAUCGGAUAUAUCCAAUUUUCGGAAAACAAAGUAUUUCCGAUGUUCGAAAACCUCAACAUCGUUUCAGACGUAGUGGAAUUUUCACCGAGAUACCUUCAAAAUUGGAUCGUAUACAUAUAGGGCAACAUCGUAGAACGCGCCACGAUUUGUACCAACGAAUAGAAAUCUAUUUAACUGGUCGGGGUUCGCAUGGUCAUCAUUGCGUUUUAAGAGCUCUGUGUGAGACGGGACAAAAAUCACACGAACGCAAGCCGGGUUCCUUUGUUGCCGAAUUAAUGCGUGCCAUAUUCACAAUGCCCGAACCAAUAGAUGCAACUGCUGAUGGCCUGCCUCAAAUUGGCUAUAAGGAGCAACGUUAUGAUACAGCCAAUUCACUAAAAGGAAACUGUGCCAGUCGUUAUAAUCUUUGCAAAGACUCUUUAUGGUCUUCACAUUUGGUGCUUUAAAAACCAAAAUAGUUGUAUGUGUAUUUA
Molecule: messenger RNA, 1527 nt
Organism: Calliphora vicina (urban bluebottle blowfly)
Lineage: Eukaryota; Metazoa; Arthropoda; Insecta; Diptera; Calliphoridae
Exons: 4
Coding region: 169-1500 (443 amino acids)
Source: RefSeq, a predicted model, not a curated record